This is a messenger RNA of Paecilomyces variotii, 1433 nucleotides long. RefSeq lists its product as hypothetical. The coding region runs from base 154 to 1338 and encodes 394 amino acids. The transcript has a single exon. NCBI's taxonomy places the organism in Eukaryota, Fungi, Ascomycota, Eurotiomycetes, Eurotiales, Thermoascaceae. The record is from RefSeq and is a predicted model, not a curated record. Gene Ontology annotation, molecular function: protein binding.
UGGGGGUCGGAUUAGGUUUUUGGAUUGUUGCCUAGGAACAGUGCUCAUUAUAAUGACGUACAUGAGUUGUAUCAAGAAGUAACUGUGAAGUAUAUAGCUUCAGCAUCGUAAUUCUUAUAACAGCUUAAAUAUUGUUCAUGAAUUGCAGAAACAAUGGCCUCAGGCCUUGCGUAUUGCAUCGACGAAGAGGAUGCAUGGAUGCUGAAUCUGUCUGCCUGGUCAGAAAUGAUAGAUACACGAAACAGGAGCUAUGGCACGGACAUUGUACAUGGAGUUGUUUUGUCUCCUAACAGGCAACGAAAAGCAUCACUUGGAAAUCUGAAGGCCUUCCCAAGAGAGAUCCUCGAUGAAGUUUUGAUGUUUCUCGACCUGGAUGCACUUCGUGCCGUACGUCAACUCAACAGGACAUACUUUUCGGUAGCGACCAAUCUUCCUGCAUAUAAGAUUCUUCGAGAACAUGCUUCUGAAGUGCUCCAGAUCAUGCACAUGACACGGACAGCGCGCUUCUUCAACAUUUAUCGCAUAUUCGAUGAAUUUUGCCAGCCAUACUGCCGCACAUGUGGCGAUUUCGGACCUUGUGUUUUUCUCAUGGACUUUACCCGAUGUUGCGUUUAUUGUCUGAAGUUCAGAGAGAGUUACAUACUGGUAUCGCUUUUCGAUGCAUCCGUACAAUAUUGUCUGUCUGUGAGCGAUACAAAAGAGCUUGUCACUAUAUAUACUAUUCCGGGAAGGUAUGGCAAUGCGAGAGACGUCAGGCAGCGACGGCGUCUUGUUAGGCUACAGGAUAUCCUGACUUUAGCCACAAAGAUCCACGGAAGUAUUGAAGAGAGCAUUGAAGCUGCUUCAACAUAUCGCGAUGACUUGUCGAGAUGGCACUUUGAUGCUGUGGCUGAUUGGCAAAAACAAAAUGCCGGCGAAACCUCAACUGCAAUUGAUGAGCUCGAGAAUUGCAGACAGCAUAGCAGAAGACCUCGUUUCCCGAGAGAAUUAAAAGUGCCUUCUUUGGAGAGUGGGAAUAGCGACUACCCUGCCUUUAUGGCUUCAGCGCAUUUCCCAGUUUGGGAUCCCAGCAAGAGAGUGAUCCAGAAGGGUCUCUAUUGCUCGGCAUGUUCAUUUGUCCCCGGCUCAUUCUAUUCUUCUAGCAAGCAAAAGCACAGGGCCAUACUUCGUGCAUAUACAAUCGAGCAGCUACCCCAGCAUUUCCUCGAAUGCGAAGCAGCUAAGGUAUGGGACAGGCGCCGAUGCUACAGGUGCUGGUCCCCUGCACCCCCACCAAUAAAGGGUGAUCCAUUUCUCGUGCAGGCUGACGGCACGUUUAAGAAAGAUGCUCCUAUAUAAAGCCGAAGUUAAUAUAUAUGUCAAGGUAAACUAAUUGGAUAAUUUUUUGGCGUACAAAGCAAACGCCAGGUGAUCUGUUAAUCAUCCGUUUGCGG